GUACACCUGCCUCAGUCAGCACCAUGGACAGCCACCCUGCCAGCUCUCCACAGACCCGCUGACGGCGCCGUCACCCGCCUCUCACACCGAUAAAAACACAGUGGUCCCUGAGGGGCAGGGCAUGUUCAUUUUGUAAUGACGAGCGGCUAAUACAGCAUAAUCUACGAUCAUGUUACUGCGGCACUGACAGCUAAACCGUAGAGGGCAGGAUGCGGGCUUUCCUGUAGACACACCCCCGCUUUUUUCGUAUUUCCAGCCACCGGAAAGAUCCCCAUUUUGGGGGGGGGGGGUUCGCCGAUCAACAUGACUCGCCCCGGGCUUCUCCUCGGGUGGAGCGCCUCUAAAUGAGAUGUAGUGUAAUGUAAUGCAGAUGUAACGUUCGCCCGACAAGUAGCUCGUCUUGGUCGAGGGACGCUGAAGAGCAAGGUAGUGAAAUCUCUUCCUCUUCCUACUCCACGCCCUAUCAUUAUUAUCAAUCGCUGCUCAGCACCAUGUCCCCCCCAGCAUCGGCUGCGACAGCGAGUGAAAGCAGUACCACCACCGUUUUCGAGGAGGACACCAGAGAGGAGCAAAGACCCCUGAAGCAAUCUCUGAGCAAGUCCCUAUGUCGGGAGAGUUUCUGGAAAUGCCUGCUCCUGUCCAUUCUCAUGUAUGGCUGCAUGGGAGCCAUGGUUUGGUGUCAUGUCACCAAGGUGACCCGCCUCACCUUUGACAGUGCCUUCAAAGGGAAAUCCAUGAUGUACCAUGACAGCCCCUGCUCUGAUGGCUAUAUCUACAUUCCUCUGGCUCUACUGGGCAUGCUCUAUUUAGUCUAUCUUGUGGAGUGCUGGCACUGUCAUGUGAAGAAUGAGCUGCAACACAAAGUGGAUGUGGAGGGCAUCUAUGAGCGAAUCCAGAGGAUGCAACAAGCUAAACCCUGCAUCUGGUGGAAGGCCAUAAGCUACCACUAUGUUCGCAGAACGCGGCAAGUCACGCGCUACCGCAAUGGAGACGCUUACACCAGUACCCAGGUUUAUCAUGAACGUGUCAACACGCACGUGGCAGAGGCUGAAUUUGACUAUAGUCACUGUGGUGUUAAAGAUGUUUCUAAACAGCUGCUGGGCUUGGAGAAGUCUGCUCUUACAAAGAUGCGUUUCACCAAGUGCUUUAGUUUUGCCAACGUAGAAUCAGAGAAUUCUUACCUUACACAAAGAGCGAGGUUUUUCACUGACAAUGAGGGCCUUGAUGACUACUUGGAAGCCAGGGAGGGCAUGCACCUGAAAAACAUUGACCUGAAGGAGUAUGUCCUGGUGCUGUCUGACCCAGAGCAUCACCCCUGGUAUCUGUCCCACUAUGUCUUCUGGAUUGCCUCAUUCCUCACUUUCUCCUGGCCUCUCAGAGUCUUCACAGAGUAUCGUACCGCGUAUGUCCACUAUCGUGUAGAGAAGCUUUUUGGGCACGAUUACCUCCCCGUGACGCCAUGCGAGGAUCGGCCAUAUUGGCGUCGUAUCCCUCGUGUUAACACCAUUGACAGUACUGAACUGGAAUGGCACAUUCGAUCCAACCAGCAGCUGGUACCCAGUUACUCAGAGGCUGGCCUUAUGGACCUGGCCCAGUGCCCGUCCAACUUUAGUGGGACUCGUCAGAAUUGCGAGCGCUGCCACAGAGCCAUCAGCUGCUCCUCUGUGUUCUCCAGGAGCGCCCUCAGCAUCUGCACUGGCGCCAGCUCCCGCAUCCCCUUCAGUGGCAGUCGGUUCUCCUUGGCCCGGCGAUACGGCUCCCAACGCAGCUGCUUCUGGAGGAGCGGCAGUUUGGAUGACCAAGAGAGCCCCAGUGAAAACACCCGCUGCCUGUCGGAGCGUCUCACCACAGAUGAUGAGGAACCCCCAGACUAUGAGGAUGCACUUUGCUACCCAGUGCUCAUUGUCCACUGCAGCGAGAACUGCCACAACCACAGGUCGUUCCACAGACAUGGCUCCUGCGUGGAGACUUCUUUAUGACUAUGCAGUCACUGACAUAAGACGGUGGCAUUUCUGUAGCAUACAAAUACUUUGGACAUCAGACACAGAGUGUGCAAACGAGUCUUAAUGUGAGAUACACAGAUUAUUGCUGUAUUGCCAUACUAUCUGUAACAAAUGCCUGAAUCCUGAAUGUGUGAAUCACCAAAGCAAUAACAGCGAUUAGUGAGAGGAGAACAAAGUGAAAAUAGUAUAUGAACCUACUAGGAUACACACACAUGGAAAUAAUAUAUCUGCCUGGCUUCCUAUGAACACCGAGCAAAGACUGUUAAGUGUACAUCAUUGCCAUAGCUUUUAAGAUCUCAUAUGUGCAGUACAUAUGAAACUGCAGUUACCUCAUAAGACCUUUUUUCAGAGGCCACGGAACAGAUGGACAGGUUUAAAUAUCUCAUCCAUUAAGUGAAAAUCUCAGUAACACAAACACGUAAGAAAUGACGGAGAAAAUCAAAUCACGUUGAACCUGAUUUUUAUGAUUUUACCAUGAAAAGAAUGGUGUUUAACCUACUUCUAAUAACAGCAAUAACUGUGAAGAUAAAUGCCAUCCUCUCAAGUGAAAAAGUAAAAGGAGGAGUGUCAGUCAAAUACAGUUUGUUGCGCUUAUGCACAUCAAAGAGACAUUACUCAUUGGAAGCUUCCGACCCACAGGAGACAAAUGAACUCUUGGACACGCUCACUCACUGUUUCACCAAUCUAUGAUUUUUCAAAAAACGUUUUCAUUACUUAUGUUGUGGCGAAGUGCUGUAGUUAACUUUCUGGUGUUUUUUAAAUCAACAUGCCUCAUCUAUUUCUACAUUUCCCAGAAUGCCUUUCGACAACUGCAGAUAACAGGUAUAUGUUUAUUUUCAGCUGUGGGUUUUAUGUGUUGAUGAAAGUGACGUAAAGAUAGUAAAAAGAGAGCUGCUCUAAUUGAGAGGAAUUAAGACUUGUGCCCCAUACUCUGAACAAACCUCUCUCAAGGCUGCAUUGCAUUCUGGUCUAUUGAGGCUACUGGGGGAUGGGGGAUUUGGUAUGACUGAUGUGCUUCUUCUACUAUAGAUUUCUCCCUGUUUGAUUGUCACCUGUUGGUGCUAUAUGGCAGCUCUGGAAAGAAACAUCCUGGUCUUUUGGAUGUUGAUGGACUCGCACCUAAACAUGAUGUUUACAGUUGAUGCUUUUGAAACAUUUUCAACCACAAACCUCUGCUGUAGAUGUUGGGAUUAUCUCAGUGUGAUGACAUAUUGUCACAGUUUGGGAAUCUGCAAGGAAAUAAGACACAACCAAGCAGUAUCAGAAAAGCUGUGUGUAAUGUUAAGGCAAUUUAAGGUGGAUUUCUGCUUUAAACAUUUGAUUAAUUUGUCUUGACUGACUCGGAAACCGGAAAAAUGUUGAAGCGCUAAAACUGUCUGGUCAUAUGAGCCUUUAUCUUGACAAACUAAGACACAGUAUGAAAAUCCAUCAUCCAUGAUCAGUUAAGAAAGUACAUUAAUGGCUCUAACAUUCUGUCUUAAAUUUGUCUUUUUUGCUGCCUACUGCCACGACAAAACCUGCCGGCAACUGUGGUACAAACAUGAACACAUCAUUACAUUAAUUUCACAAUUAGACAAGACAAGCACAGGUCUAUGCUGAAUCUACAGUACACUUGAACAGGUAGAUAUAAGUCACUAGCAUUAUCGUCUGUCAAACAAAACAUGGUGUGGCUUUAGCUGCAUAAAGUUCAUAAGGUCAUUAAAUCCAUGCUCAUAUCUGCAUGAUUUCCCUCUGCUAAGACAACGUGUUAAAAACCAUAAAACAUACCUGAAUGUAAACCACCAGCAUAUGAUAUACUGUAAUAUAUGUCCAUUAUGUGUCUGUAGUAAAGUAAUAAUGCUCCUAAUUUUAAUAAUGAUGUAAAACAAUGAUUUCACUGUCCAGUGUAUAUUGACUGUGUGCACAGAGGCAAAAGAGCACAGCAUACUCCAACAUGUCAUCAUAUUUCCUGAAGAGACUUGUGUGUUGAUAGAGUUGUCUGAAGGACCCCCGACUCUUUGUGAAUAGAGUUUGCAGACAGUAUAUGCAAGGAUGUUAAUGCACUUAUGUUUACACAUGGAUAUCAUACAAACUUUAUAAUACUGACUUUUUGUAAUCGAACAGGAACAUGUUGUAUGCAUCCUAGCAAAUAAUAUAUUGUUCUUAUAUUGUUUUCAAUAAUGUAGUGACACCAGUAUUAUGCAUUUGAAGUGACACAAUAGACAUUAUGAAUUGUAGUGAAGCUGAAUGUUGAUGUAAAUUCCCUUCAAGUAAUAAAGUAUUCAAGCUGAUAUAUUGACAAGUACAUAACUGCUCAGACAUAAAAGAACUUAAAGCUUACUGUAAAAUGUUAAAAAUGUUAUUGUUGUCAUUAUAAUCAAAUGGGCUGUAUAAAUAACUUGUUUAACUUUUAAAAUAUGUAUUCAAAUUUAUCUUAUGCUGGAUAAAUAAAAGUUGCAAUAAAUGUC
Messenger RNA from Lates calcarifer (barramundi perch), 4450 nucleotides. Its product is annotated as transmembrane protein 151B. The record is from RefSeq and is a predicted model, not a curated record. The transcript is spliced from 2 exons. The coding region runs from base 492 to 1979 and encodes 495 amino acids. Lineage: Eukaryota; Metazoa; Chordata; Actinopteri; Centropomidae.